AUGGGUAAUAGUAACGGCAAGCCCGUGGUCUUCACGGAUGAAGUGAACCUGAACCACUUCAGACUACUUAGAGUUGUUGGUAAGGGAGCUUUCGGUAAGGUUCGAAUCGUUGAACGGAAGGACACAGGCUUGACCUUUGCCUUAAAAUACAUAAGAAAAGAUGAGGUUGUGAGGUCAGAAAGUGUCCGGAACAUAAUACGUGAAAGACGAAUGCUGGAGCAUCUCAACCAUCCCUUUAUUUGCAAUUUACGAUACAGCUUUCAAGAUGUCGAGUAUCUGUACAUUGUUGUUGAUUUGAUGAAUGGAGGUGAUCUAAGAUUUCACAUAAAUCGAAAGUCGUUUACAGAAGAUGCCGUACGAUUCUGGAUGGCAGAGAUCGCAUGUGCAUUGGUUUACACCCACAAGAGGCUGAUUGUUCACAGAGACGUCAAGCCUGAUAACAUACUUCUCGAUUCUGAUGGACACGUUCACCUUGCUGACUUCAACGUCGCUUCGGAUAUCCAACCAGAUAGGCCUUUAACAAGCAAGUCGGGAACGUUGGCAUAUCUAGCUCCUGAAGUCUAUGCUGGAAAGGGGUACGGGAUAGCUGUAGAUUGGUGGUCUUUAGGUGUAGUAUUUUAUGAGUGUAUUUACGGCAAACGACCGUUUAUAUCCGAUUCCCAUGAAGAACUAGCAAAGGAGAUUAUGCGAGCGAGCCCGCAUUACCCUGUCACCAGUCCGCCAGUCUCGACACAAUGCAUGAGUGCUAUCCGCUCACUCCUCGACCCAGACCCGAAAUAUCGAUUGGGAGCAGCGGGAUUUGAAACAUUCCAAAACCAUCCGUUCUUCGAAAAGAUCGACUUCGAGGCAUUGAUGCGGAAGGAAAUCGAACCUGUUUUCGUUCCUUCCCGCGAUAAGACUAACUUUGAUGCGACUUACGAUUUGGAGGAACUUUUAUUAGAGGAGGCACCAUUAGAAGCUAGGGCGAGACGACAAAAACCUCGGGAGCAGUUGAAGGAAGACGCUACACCCCAGGAAGUCCGGACUGAGGAGCUCCAUCGGAUGAUAGAAACCCUGUUUGAGCCCUUUGACUAUACUCUAGCGCAAUAUGACAAAAGAUAUCCUGGAACAGUAGACCCGGUCACGAAAUCGGUCGGCCCCGUUCCAGAUUGGGUGAAACCAGCCUCUGAAGACCGACCACGACCGGUUGUAAUCGGAGCGGCGACAUCAGGCGAAAACUGUCAGAACGAUAAGUCAAGAGUUGUUUCGCCAUCCCCAAGUGGCUCGCCGCCGAUACCAACGACCGUCAAUGCAAAGGACGAACCCAGCCGGCCGCCGACCAGCAACUCGAUGCAUGACUUGCACAGGUCACAUACAACUCCGAAUUCCGUCCCACCCGUACCACCAUUGCCUGGACACGCCGUCCCAAGUAAUGGUAGGACGCAAUCGUCGACGGGUGGCGUUCAAGUGGUCCUUAAUCCAACGGGAUCAUGGAGCAACAUCAAUAAUCAGGAAGCGGUACAAACAUCGAUGAGCAAGGAUCAAAAGAAACCGUCUGGUAUGCUCGGUUUUCUAUCGAAGAGGAAAGGCAGGGGUGCUAGCCCCAAACCUCAGGAACGCGGCGUGUUAGGACGGGAGGGCGCUCGCCAGAUCAUAGGUUAG
Orbilia oligospora ATCC 24927 is the source of this 1641-nucleotide messenger RNA. RefSeq lists its product as uncharacterized. The record is from RefSeq and is a predicted model, not a curated record. The transcript is spliced from 7 exons. Gene Ontology annotation, molecular function: protein serine/threonine kinase activity; ATP binding. Bases 1 to 1641 code for a protein of 546 amino acids. Lineage: Eukaryota; Fungi; Ascomycota; Orbiliomycetes; Orbiliales; Orbiliaceae. Gene Ontology annotation, biological process: peptidyl-serine phosphorylation; intracellular signal transduction.